UAUUUCAUUUAUUUGUGAAAUUUGAUGUUGAGAAACUGAAAGUGGGCGCAGACAGGGAAGAGAAUGAGUUGGAGAGUUUAGAAGAAGAAGUGAUUGUGAUUGAGAAGCGAAGUAGAUGGAAGCGAAGUUGCAAGCAAAGGCAGCUUGUUUUCUCUGGUUGGAGGGUUUCAGAGAGGCGUGUUGCCUUCAUCGCGUUCUUAUUCUCUGUCUCAGGUCGAGGAGGCUUUUGGUGCGAACAGGCCAGUGUUUCCUCCUAAAUGGUUUUAUUUUCUUAGGAAGUAUAUUCGUCCUAAGCUCGGUUGUGAUCCCUGCAUUGUGGUGGAUAUUACCUGAUCAAUGCUCACAGUUUGUUUCUCAUAAACUGUGUGACUCAGAUGGCACUUUGAAAUUUUAUUAUUUCUUACGUCUUCUACUCAUUCAGCUCUUUUAUGUGCUUUGGUUUUACCCAUUAUAUGUGUUUAGCAUAAUUCUAAGCACCAUCUGGUACAAUGACAUUGCUAAAUAUGGCUAUGCUGCAAUGGGAAGAUCUAAUUUUACUGAAAAGAAAGGCUCUAGCCAAAACUCACCAACUAUACAAAAUGCUCAUCAUGCCAAAAAACCAUCUGGUCUGGGAGGGGUCAUGAUUGGAAUAGGAGAGCAGGUGUAUUCCUUACUCCUUUUGAGCGUUUUCUUUCUUGAGGUCUAUGCAACUGGUUUCAUCCCAUACAUAGGGAAGGUGCUCAAUUUUUUACUCCUUUCGUGGAUGUAUGCAUAUUACUGCUUCGAGUAUAAAUGGAAUUUCAAUGAAGUGGCUCUUGAUAGAAGGCUGGACUACUUUGAAUCAUUCUGGCCAUUUUUUGCUGGUUUUGGAAGCCCUUGCGUUUUGGCUAUAUUCUUUUUCUCUCCUCUUGUGAGUUAUGGGAUUAUGGCUAUACUUUUUCCACUGUUUGUUCUAACUGCAACUGGGUCAGAGGCUGAACAACAAAUAUCCUUGGACAAAACCAAAUGGAGAGCUGCAGGAGUGGAAAGACUUCCGAUAUUUUAUGUUGCAAAUAAUGUGUCGUUGUGGAUGUUAUCUCUUUUACCCCUGGAGAAAAGGGACCAGAUGCAAGACAAAAAAGCACAAUAAGAUUGUUGCAGUUAAUAAUUGUGGCAUAGCUUGUGACGGCAUACAAACUGAUGUGGUGGACUCACACUUCACAAAUUCAGAAUUAGAAAAGCUACUACAUCUGCCAGACCAAAAAUCACCAACGUGGACCACGAUACAGAGCAACUUGGGUUUGCCGUGUAGAUAUUAUCCUAACAUUGUAGAUAUUGUGCUGACUUUUGUAUAUAUUCGAUGUAAGUCUUUGUGCUUGUGCGGUAAAUUAAUUAUAUUUAUUGAAGUGACAUGGUCAUGGAAAUGUUCAGUGUCUAAUGUAUGGUUAUCUCCUACCUUCCUCGUUA
Lotus japonicus is the source of this 1425-nucleotide messenger RNA. RefSeq names its product protein EI24 homolog. Lineage: Eukaryota; Viridiplantae; Streptophyta; Magnoliopsida; Fabales; Fabaceae. The transcript is spliced from 12 exons. The coding region runs from base 116 to 1108 and encodes 330 amino acids. Gene Ontology annotation, cellular component: endoplasmic reticulum. The record is from RefSeq and is a predicted model, not a curated record. Gene Ontology annotation, biological process: macroautophagy.